GACUAGAUUUAAAGUAUUAUUAAAUUAUCUAGUUUGUCGUUUGUUUUAUACAAUCGCAAUUGGUUUGUACAAGCAAGAAAUAGUGUUGUAAAAUAUAUACACUAGAAACUCUGUUUCGAGGUUAUACGUUUUUUAUUUUAAAUAUUUUCAUCGAAAUAAAUUAUGGACACGAGUGACAUAACACAUUACAAAUACAACGAGAGAAAUUUUAAUCACCAAAUUCAAGAUUUGAAUGAACUGUCUCAAUUCGAUAAGAUUUUCAUUGAAAAGUGGAGUGCAGUUGAGCAAAACAACGUCUUUCGUUACUCAGUGAAAUCUCAGCAGUACAAAGUUCUUGAAGGACAAUAUGGUUUUUAUGCUCUGUUGAACACUCAAAGAGCAACAAUGAGAAGAACACCAGAAGAAAUCAUGUCAAUGGAGCAACCCUUUGAUUGUAAUAAAUUUAAUUUUACUAAAAUAUCACAGAAAGAAAUACUGUUUGACAUUGGAGAUGGACAAGGUAAUGAUGUCAUAGCUGUAAAUAUUAGUCCUAUUCUUUGGAGUCACUCUUUACUUUUGACACAAAGAUUCAAUGGUUUGCCACAAAAUGUGACACUUUAUAGUCUCCAAAAGGCUGUAGAAGUGAUUUUAUUGAGUAAGUCGAUAAACAUGAGGGUAUUAUUCAAUAGUCUGUGUGCAAAUGCAUCAGUCAAUCAUUUGCAUUGGCAUUUGUAUUACUUGGACCAUAGAAUGUUACUAGAGUGGAUUCCAGUACAAAGUUUUAUUGAUUCGGUGUAUAUUUUAGAAGGCUUUCCUGCUAAAGGAUUCUGCAUAAUGUUGUCGUCAUUUGAAGAUCGGGAUAUCAAUAAAUACGUUUCUCAUGCCUACACGGUAAUAUCUUGCCUUCAAAAAAAUAAAAUUGCUCACAACAUUUACAUAACUAGAUCGACCAGUGAUCCAGAGAGAAAAAACUACGACGACGUUCGUAUUUACAUUUGGGCAAGAUCAUCGAGUUAUGGUGCCAAGAACACUGAAGAUUUUAUAAUCGCAGCAUGCGAAUGUUUUGGUCACUUAAUAAUCAGAACUACAGAGGCCUACGAGCGCAUAAACGAGGAAUACGUGAGCGGGUGUUUGCAAGAUAUUACAACUAAAGAAUUUUCAUUGGCCCAGCAAAAAAUCGCGGAAACUUUGAGCGAAAUGAAAAAAGAAAAACAAUAACGACAACCAACAGUAACA
Messenger RNA from Copidosoma floridanum, 1215 nucleotides. Its product is annotated as GDP-D-glucose phosphorylase 1. Gene Ontology annotation, cellular component: cytoplasm. Gene Ontology annotation, molecular function: GDP-D-glucose phosphorylase activity. Gene Ontology annotation, biological process: glucose metabolic process. NCBI's taxonomy places the organism in Eukaryota, Metazoa, Arthropoda, Insecta, Hymenoptera, Encyrtidae. The record is from RefSeq and is a predicted model, not a curated record.